UACAAUGGGCACUAAUCAACCUUACGCGUGGCCUAGUCAAAGUGUUGUGGAAUUUAAAGAAGUUGUUUUGAUGUACAGGAACCAUUUAGUGCCAUCGUUGAAAGAGAUAACAUUCGUUACUCGACCAGCGGAAAAAAUAGGCGUCGUUGGUCGCACCGGUGCUGGAAAAAGUUUGUUCCUAUCUUCGUUGUUUAGACUGACAGAGAUCAGUUCUGGGAGUAUAUUAAUCGACAACGUGAAUAUUCAAACGUUACAACUGAACACAUUAAGAUCCCAUUUAGCAAUUAUACCUCAGAAUCCGUUUCUUAUCUUGGGUACUAAUCGAGAGAAUGUGGAUCCGUUGGAUCAGUAUACCUAUAUGCACAUAUAUACAAAACCUUUGAGAAAUGUAAAGUGCAUUCUUUUUUUCAUCGAUUGGAUGGUUUGGAUGCAGUCUUGGAUGAAGGUGGUAGUAAUCUCAGCACUGGGCAGAGACAAUUGUUCUGCUUAGUCAGAGCUGUGCUACACAAUGCAAAGG
Messenger RNA from Nylanderia fulva, 517 nucleotides. Its product is annotated as ABC transporter C family member 14-like. Gene Ontology annotation, molecular function: ATP hydrolysis activity; ATP binding; ATPase-coupled transmembrane transporter activity. The record is from RefSeq and is a predicted model, not a curated record. Gene Ontology annotation, biological process: transmembrane transport. NCBI's taxonomy places the organism in Eukaryota, Metazoa, Arthropoda, Insecta, Hymenoptera, Formicidae. Gene Ontology annotation, cellular component: membrane.